AUGACACGCUUGCCAGGACCAUUGAAGCAUGGCCCCUGCGCAAGGACGACACGCCACACGUUGUGGCUCAAGCAUGGUGCACAAAUCGAGAAGUGUACCAAGGUGAUGAGCCCAAACGCUCCACCGCAAUCCCUUUCUGCAGCGAGUGCUUCAGUGGCACCACAGCUUCAGCACUUCGACGAGCCGUCAUCAGAAAAUGUGGUACAUAUGAGGAUGCAGCAGAUGUUGCAGAUUCAGGCGCCAGCCGAAGUUCUGAGAUUGCUUCAAUCAUCAGCUGCAGUAGUGGCAGACGCUAAGACCAUCAAGGACGUGCAGAGCAAUGUUCGUUUGGUGGCUCAGGAGCUUGAGGCAAGAACAGAACGAUUGGCAUCGUGCUUGUCGGGAAUUACCGGGGACCUAGAUGGGGUGAAACAUCAAUCAGAGAGACUGCUCACUGCUGCAAGUGAUCAUAAUGUUGCCUUGAACAACGCCAAUGACAAGUUCAAACAGCUUGAUGAACAGAUCCAGCAGAUAGAAAGUGCAGUCACCCAGUUGUCGAGGCGUCAGGUCACCUUUGAGUCUACGAUGGAGACUCGGUUGGGUGUCCUUGAGAAUCAGAUUAUUCAGUUGCAAGCUCAGGCUACAUCAGCGGACGCGCUGAAAGAUGAAGUGGUUUCGAUGAAAGCUACAUUGUCAAGGUUUGAGCGACAGCAAGCCGAGAUACAACAAAGCGCGCAAUUCAAGAGUGAGACCCGCAUUCAGCGCAGAAUCGAUGAGAUGGAUGAGUUGUUGAAACAUUAUUUCGAACGUGUGGAUGGAGAUGAGAAACUCUGUGAGAAGCUUAGACAGCGGUCGGAGGAUCUCACCAGCCGUUUUGAAACCUUGCAGACUCACGUUGAUGUGGGGUUUAGUUCGGAAUCCAGAGCUUCAUCACGUCGUCCUCAAUUUCAGAUGCCCCAGCAGAUUGCAGAGGAGGUGUCCAAUGAGAGGUUUGAGGAGGAGGCGCAGGCUCAGGAGAUCAUCGAAACACCAAGGCAUCGCACAACGUCAGGUGUCCAGAUGUUCCAGAUGACUCCCCAGCGUGACGGAGCCGAUGAUUCAUGGAAGCAGGAUGCUGUUGAUGAGUGGCUGGAACAAGUAGAGGAACCUCAAGUUGUGCAGUCAGUUCCUGCGGAGGGACAGACCAAUUAUGAGAAGCGUUUGAGGGAUGGUUGUGAGUCAACGUUGCCAGUAGUCCAUCAGGAGGAAGAGUUUCAGGCUGAUGAAGAUCAGCACCGGCAGGUGCAACCACUUCGUCUAUGGGUGUUAAACCUGACGAUUGAAGAUUUCAUCAUGUGGACGAGACCUGGUCACAUUCAGUCACAUGCCACUUCCGAGUUCCAGAUGGAAACCAAUCCAAACUCCAUUAUGUGGCCUGUUUGGUGGACGAUUGAACAGGAUUAUCUUGAUGACAACGAACAGGGAGUGAUCCCUGUGACGGAAGAUGUGGUGAUGUUGAGGUGCGAUGUGACACCAGUGUUGUUUGAGGAUGGCAUCAUUCGGAAUGUCUUUGUGGUGUGGCUCCUUGAGGAGGAGACGGGAAGAGAGCGCAGGGUUGCAGUGAUUAGAGGGCGAGUUCGUCCCAUUGUCACUCCGUGGCCAAAUCGGGAACUGAGUACAGCAGCCUCAGCAAGCAGCCCUCCAGUUGCGAAGGCACCGACGAUCACGGCUGCAGCUUACGCUUGGAGAGCAAACGAGAUUCAGGCGAUUGAAGCUGUCACCGCAGUACCCAAAGCAGCAGCGAAAGCAGCUGAGCCAAUCACCGCCAGCAGACUUGAGUGUGUUGAUCAACCAGUUGGAAGUGCAGUGGUCAGUCAGCAGCCGUCGGUGUUGGUGGAUUCGGGUGCAAAUGAGUUGAGCGAGGCUGUGUGGAAUGAAGAGGCAUACCGCAUGACAGCCGAAGAGAGCGAGGAGAUCGCAAAGGCAAUUUGGGAGUCAGAGUCUAGAGCUAGAGAGCUUUUGAGUCGUGACAAUAUAUCGCAUGAGGAUGUGUGGCGACUUAUCCGGGAGGCACACUUGAAAGGUCAAAGAACGCAUAGGCAGGAUAUGUUGGUGAAUCCAGAUCAAGACCGAGUACAAAUCUGGAUAUUCGGAAUGUUUUGCCACGGGGGAGUUACAGGGAUCACCACUGUUACCCGCGAACGACCUUUCUUGACAAGGUUACUGGUUAGAUUCAUUAGACAGGAGUUGCCGACCUUGACGUUUACCACGAUCUCACUGGCAAUCGAUGCUACCCUGCGUCCGCACAGAGACCUUACGAACGCUGUGGGGUCAGUGGCGGGAAUCGUGGGAAUUUCCAAAUUUGAGGGUGGCAAGCUGUGGAUUGAAGAUUCAGCUGGCACGGCCAGGAGACGUGUAUCGCAGGAUGAAGUCAAAACUGGAAUGCUGCUAGACGUGUGCCAAAAGGCACACAUCUUUGACCCAAGACGUUGGCACGGAGCUGAUCAACAUCGGGGUGUUCGAUCAACGGUGGUCGCUUACUAG
This is a messenger RNA of Symbiodinium sp. CCMP2592, 2502 nucleotides long. NCBI's taxonomy places the organism in Eukaryota, Dinophyceae, Suessiales, Symbiodiniaceae. The record is from the annotation of a GenBank genome assembly.